CAAAAAAAAAAAGGGUAUAUCGGAUGUGUACCUAUUAUGGAAAACACGUGGUUCUGCGGCUAGGUUUGUUGUAUGCUUGGAUGAUUUGAUAUUUUUUGAUUUUUCUUGGCCCGACUUCAAUAACAAGAGAUAUAAAAAUUAGAUUUAUUUCUUGUUCUUUUCUUUUUCUUUUUUUUUUCUUUCAAAAUAAUAAUAAUAAUAGUAUUUUUUUUUCUUUUCUUUCUUACUUCAACAUGACACGUUGGUUUCAUCCUAUUUCUUUUCAACUUGCAACAACAUCUUGGGCUCAUUCUCGUUUCAAAACCAAAAAGAAUUUCAAUACAAAAUAUCGUCAUGUCAAACAUUAUCGAUUAUUAUGUGAAAUAUCUCAUGGUUCAACUGGUAUUGUAUACUUGGCAUUGGAUACAAAAACAAAACAAUUAUAUGCAAUCAAAGAAAUAAAUGCGAUCCAAUUACAACGACAACAAGGUAUGGAUUGGUUACAAGCAAGACAUCCAAGGCAUCAACAAUACAAUGACGGUAGUAAACGACGACGUAUCGAUACGAUGAUCAAUAUACCUACUAUGGAAUCCGAUAUAUUGAAAUCAUUACAGCAUGAUAAUAUUGUGACAUGGAUCGACUGGUUUGAACAAGACGAUUAUGUGUAUUUGGUGACAGAAUGGGUGGAUGGAUCUAUAUUGGUUGAUUUACAUGAUCAUGAACAUCAAAGAUCCAUAGAUGAAACUACUUGUCAUUCUAUUUUCGUCCAAUUGAUAUCUGCUUUGGAAUAUUUGCAUGAACGACAUGUGAUCCAUUGUGACAUCAAACCCGAUAAUAUUUUAUUGACCAAGGACCAACAUGUUAAAUUGAUUGAUUUUGGAAGUGCCAUUCAACUAUCAACUGGUCAUGACGACAAGAUAUAUCAACGACGCCGCACACCUGCUUUCACAGCCCCUGAAUGUUUGAUGAUAAAAAAGAAAAAGGACGAUGCUUACAAUGAAACAGCUGCAGAUAUCUAUUCUCUAGGUCUUACUUUGUACUGUAUGGUGUAUGGAAAUCUACCUCCUCUGCAACCUAUUGAUGACUUGACCCGUCUGCCGCUUUGGACAACACCUGCAUCUGACACUACCCAUCCUCAACUUGUUGAUUUACUUGAUCAAAUGUUAAAAGUGUGUCCUUUUGAAAGAAUCACCUUGGACAAGAUUAAAUCUCACCCUUGGGUUUUGAAAAAUGAUACCACUUAAUUUUUUUUUUUUUUUUUUUUGGUUGCUUACUCUAUUUCGUGAUAGAUGAUUGAUGGAUGAUCUAUUGAUUUUUACAAUCGGCAUAUAGUAUAAUAGAUGUAGAUAUUUUAUUGUCAUCAUCCUCCCCACUUUUGAUUAGUCUUUGAUUCUUUUUCCUUAUACUCCCUGCCUGUCAUCCCUCCUGAUCAUGAACUCGGUUUUUACACUUGAUAUGGGUUGAUCAUUUCUCUUAUUACCUCCCCCCUUUUUUUAUGUCAUUCUAUGUACUUUAUGUAUUUUAUGCCUUUUAUGUAUAUAAGAAAUAAACUGUCAAAUUUAUAAAUCACUU
Molecule: messenger RNA, 1551 nt
Organism: Halteromyces radiatus
Lineage: Eukaryota; Fungi; Mucoromycota; Mucoromycetes; Mucorales; Cunninghamellaceae
Product: kinase-like domain-containing protein
Exons: 3
Coding region: 234-1223 (329 amino acids)
Biological process (GO): intracellular signal transduction; protein phosphorylation
Cellular component (GO): cytoplasm
Molecular function (GO): ATP binding; protein serine/threonine kinase activity
Source: RefSeq, a predicted model, not a curated record